GGUCGAGCCAGCCACAGCUAGCAUCUACCCGGCAUUUCGUUCGACGUGCGUUGUGCCGGCGUUCUUUGUGCGUGUGCACUACGUUGUCAAGUUGCUUGUCGAAUAACUCGCCUGUGCGAUGGCAUCGUUGCCGCUCAAUCCGAAGCCGUUCCUGAACAGCCUGACCGGCAAGCCCGUCAUGGUGAAGCUCAAGUGGGGCAUGGAGUACAAGGGCUACCUGGUCUCCGUGGACGGCUACAUGAACCUGCAGCUGGCCAACACCGAGGAGUACAUCGACGGCAACUGCACCGGCAACCUGGGCGAGGUGCUGAUCAGGUGCAACAACGUCCUCUACGUCAGGGGCGUCGAGGAAGAAGAGGAAGACGGGGAGAUGAAGGACUGAGUGUUGGCCACAUAACCACCGAAGACGGCCUCCAUCAUGUACAGCCCGCGUUCAUUCUGUUCACUCAUUAUGUUCCCAUAAAUGUUUUCAUUAUAUUCCUUA
Rhipicephalus microplus (southern cattle tick) is the source of this 484-nucleotide messenger RNA. Its product is annotated as small ribonucleoprotein particle protein SmF. Gene Ontology annotation, cellular component: catalytic step 2 spliceosome; U1 snRNP; pICln-Sm protein complex. Gene Ontology annotation, biological process: mRNA splicing, via spliceosome; spliceosomal snRNP assembly. The record is from RefSeq and is a predicted model, not a curated record. NCBI's taxonomy places the organism in Eukaryota, Metazoa, Arthropoda, Arachnida, Ixodida, Ixodidae. Gene Ontology annotation, molecular function: RNA binding.